UGAUGCAUUGGUUGGGUCGGCUGGCAAACUCGAGUCGCAUAUCCUUCCCAAGUUCUUUGCAAUCCUUCCAAUGUUUGUUGGUCAAUCUCACGCAUGGCUCAGCGCCUAGGCAAAAACCCAGAAGACUACCCCGAUGCUAAAUUUCAGCCUCAUGUGCAAGUCGCUUUGAGAUUAAAAGCAAAGGGUGGAAGCGCCCGUAACGGCGACGUUAUACCCUAUGUGUUCUGCGUCGCUCCUGGUGAAGAGACCGUGAAGACUGCACAAGCAGAUCGCGCCAAGCAUCCAGACGAAAUCAAGAGGGCUGCAGGGGAACUUACCGUGGAUUACGAGCACUACCUUGCUAACCAGGUCCUACCACCUAUUGAGCGACUGUGUGAGCCUAUUGAAGGGACAGAUAGGGCACGGCUUGCUGAGUGCCUUGGACUGGACCCGGGGCGUUAUCGUAUUAGUGGAAGCACGCCGGCCGGAUCAACGCUCACAACAUUAGAUUCCCUCGUCUCUGAUGCAGAGCGAUUCCGCGACGUGGCCCCAUUCCUUGUACGCUGCCGCGGGUGCGCAGGACAGAUGGCGUUUCCUCCGAUCUACGAUAGAGAUGUAUGUGAUCGCAUCCCAAUUUGUACUUAGGGCUGUCUGACAUCGAACAGGCGUCGAUUCUGUUGUCAUCAGGGCCAACCUGCCCCGCGUGCAGUGCACUAUUUGGGGGUCAGAAUCACUGAGACGGCACUAUAAAAUGAUCGCCGGUAGUUCUCAUCGAGUAUGAGGCAUCUACUCACCUUAAUUCCGUCUCAAUCCUGGCCAGAACUACCCCUUCACUCUUUUCCAGAACCCCAGCGAAGCGUCCGUCCCUUCCG
Suillus fuscotomentosus is the source of this 851-nucleotide messenger RNA. RefSeq lists its product as uncharacterized. NCBI's taxonomy places the organism in Eukaryota, Fungi, Basidiomycota, Agaricomycetes, Boletales, Suillaceae. Gene Ontology annotation, molecular function: chromatin binding; pyrimidine nucleotide binding; DNA replication origin binding. The transcript is spliced from 3 exons. The record is from RefSeq and is a predicted model, not a curated record. Gene Ontology annotation, biological process: mitotic DNA replication initiation; lagging strand elongation; leading strand elongation. The coding region runs from base 94 to 624 and encodes 176 amino acids. Gene Ontology annotation, cellular component: alpha DNA polymerase:primase complex.